Molecule: messenger RNA, 1483 nt
Organism: Lotus japonicus
Lineage: Eukaryota; Viridiplantae; Streptophyta; Magnoliopsida; Fabales; Fabaceae
Product: superoxide dismutase [Fe] 3, chloroplastic
Exons: 9
Coding region: 19-1086 (355 amino acids)
Biological process (GO): superoxide metabolic process
Cellular component (GO): chloroplast nucleoid
Molecular function (GO): metal ion binding; superoxide dismutase activity
Source: RefSeq, a predicted model, not a curated record
AAACAUUAUAUUGACUCAAUGGGUGACCAAAAAAAGCAAUUUAACAUAGUUCAAAUCAACAUGAUAGAUGAUGAUAUUCUAUGCCUUGCGAACCGGUUCUGUAACUAUUCACGGUCCGGUCCGGUCUGGUUGAACUUUUGUUACGUUAUCUUUUAUUCACCGAAACAAGUCAGAGAAGAAGGUUGUGUUUCUUCAAGACAUUGCUCCAUUCUGUCUUCCUUUGAGAGAACAAGUUACCAACGUUGUUCUUCAACAUCUUCAACUGCGUGGUUUUCAGCAUCUUGGAACAAAGUCACAAUGGCUUGCUGUUACUUCAAUCCUAUACCUACUAGCUCUCAUCCCAUUUUGUCAGACUUAUCUAGAAAGUUCAAGAUUCCAAAGCUUCUUCACAGGAACAGGAGGUUUAAUGGCUCGCCUAGAUCUUCAAAAGUUACUGCAUUUUAUGGCUUGAAAACCCCUCCUUAUGAACUUGAUGCAUUAGAACCAUAUAUGAGUAAGAAGACAAUUGACAUGCACUGGGGAGAACAUCAUCGGAAUUUUGUAGAAGGUUUGAACAGACAGCUGGAGAAGGAUGAUAUACUAUAUGGUCACACCUUGGAUGAACUAGUCAAAGUGACUUACAACAAUGGCAAUCCCUUGCCUGAAUUCAACAAUGCAGCUGAGGUUUGGAAUCAUGACUUCUUUUGGGAAUCCAUGCAACCAGGAGGGGGAGAUAUGCCCAUACUAGGUCUUCUUGAACAGAUUGAAAAGGAUUUUGGAUCAUUUACAAAUUUUAAGGAGAAGUUUAUAGAAGCUGCCCUCACAUUAUUUGGUUCUGGCUGGGUUUGGCUAGUCUUGAAGAGAGAAGAAAGACGACUAGCCAUUGUUAAAACUUCAAAUGCCAUUUGCCCUACUGUGUGGGAUGACAUACCAAUCAUCAACUUGGAUUUGUGGGAGCAUGCAUACUAUCUGGAUUACAAGAAUGACAGAGCAAAGUAUGUGAAUGUAUUUAUGGACCACCUUGUGUCUUGGAAUGCUGCAACUGAACGCUUGGCAUGGGGAGAGGCUUUUGUGAACUUAGGAGAACCUAAAAUUCCUGUUGCAUGAAAUAUUGAAAAGGGUAAUGAUUACAGUACCGGAAAUGGACAUAUGGUAUCUUGAAUGGAUGUAGAAAACUCAAAGGCUUCAUGUCAGAGUUUGAUCAUAUGGCCUGAAAGGAUCUGGUGGGUUUCUGUCAUAUUUCACUACAACAUUCAUAGUGCCCCAGGUGCUUCUUUCUGGCUGUAUAUUUUUAUUGUAAUAGUCUAGGACUGAGAACAACUCGUCAUAUGGAAGGAUCUAGUAAAAUUUAGAGCAGGAUGCAAAGGUUUUCAAUGUAUAAUGAGAGAGAAAAACAAGAAUGUUCUUUGACUUUUAGUCCCAUUGUAUGAAAGUAUUAGUGUAAGGAAAUUGCAAGUGUGAAACUAGAAACUAGAAAAGAUGGAUAUAACACGAGACAUUGAUA